This is a messenger RNA of Echinostoma caproni, 405 nucleotides long. Lineage: Eukaryota; Metazoa; Platyhelminthes; Trematoda; Plagiorchiida; Echinostomatidae. The record is from the annotation of a GenBank genome assembly.
AUGUCCGGUCGCGGUAAGGGUGGUAAAGUCAAAGCGAGCAGCGGGAAGAAGACCCGUUCGGUCAGAGCUGGACUGCAAUUCCCCGUAGGACGUGUUCAUCGUCUGUUGCGAAUAGGCAAUUAUGGCGAACGAGUAGGUGCUGGUGCCCCAGUCUACCUGACGGCAGUUCUGGAAUAUCUGGCUGCGGAAGUUCUGGAACUGGCUGGCAAUGCCGCACGAGACAACAAAAAGACGCGCAUCGUGCCUCGACAUUUACAGCUGGCCAUCAGAAAUGACGAGGAAUUGAAUAAUCUGUUGGGUAAAGUCACAAUUGCUCAGGGCGGUGUCCUGCCGAACAUACAAAACGUUCUGUUGCCCAAGAAAUCGACGGUUGCUGCAAAGAAAUCGCAAUCCCAAGAGUAUUAG